Messenger RNA from Orycteropus afer afer, 954 nucleotides. Its product is annotated as olfactory receptor 6N2. Gene Ontology annotation, molecular function: olfactory receptor activity; G protein-coupled receptor activity. The coding region runs from base 1 to 954 and encodes 317 amino acids. Gene Ontology annotation, cellular component: membrane. Gene Ontology annotation, biological process: G protein-coupled receptor signaling pathway. The transcript has a single exon. The record is from RefSeq and is a predicted model, not a curated record. NCBI's taxonomy places the organism in Eukaryota, Metazoa, Chordata, Mammalia, Tubulidentata, Orycteropodidae.
AUGGAACAACAGAACUACUCAAGCCUGGCUGAAUUUGUGCUCCUUGGCUUCCCCAAUGUCGAGCAUGUCAAGGAAUGGCUCUUUGUCCUGUUGCUGUUGGCAUACCUGUUCACCAUAUGUGGCAACCUGCUCAUCUUCUUACUCAUACGACUGGAUGCAGCUCUACACACACCUAUGUACCACUUUGUCAGUGUCCUCUCCUUCUUGGAGCUGUGGUAUACAGCCACCACCAUCCCUAAGAUGCUAGCCAAUCUUCUCAGUGAGAAGAAGACCAUAUCUUUUGCUGGAUGUCUCCUUCAGACCUACUUCUUCCACUCCCUAGGGGCCUCUGAGUGCUAUCUUCUUACAGCCAUGGCCUAUGACAGAUACCUGGCCAUUUGCCAGCCUCUCCACUACCCUGCAAUUAUGACCCCAACACUUUGUGCCAAGUUGGCUGCUGUUUGCUGGACUUGUGGCCUCCUGUGUCCCAUUUCUGAGGUCAUUCUGGUCUCCCAGCUCCCCUUCUGUGGCUACAAUGAAAUCCAGCACAUUUUCUGUGACUUUCCACCUCUGCUGAGCCUGGCUUGCAAGGACACAUCCAUUAAUGUCCUGGUGGACUUUUCCAUCAAUGCUUUCAUCAUCCUUAUCACCUUCCUCUUUAUCAUGGUUUCUUAUGGGAGAAUUAUUGAGGCUGUGCUAAAGAUACAAACAGCAGCAGGAAGAAAGAAGGCUUUCUCCACAUGUGCCUCACAUCUCACUGUGGUACUUAUCUUCUUUGGCAGCAUCGUCUUCAUGUAUGUGAGGAUAAAGAAGAGUUAUUCACUGACACUUGACCGGACACUUGCUGUAGUCUACUCUGUGCUAACACCACUGGCCAACCCAAUUAUCUAUAGUCUUCGUAACAAGGAACUCAUUAAGGCCAUCAAGAGGACCAUCUUCCACAAGAGGGGAAAGGCUAGUUUUACUCACCCCUAA